Messenger RNA from Phytophthora sojae, 1056 nucleotides. RefSeq lists its product as hypothetical. The transcript is spliced from 4 exons. The coding region runs from base 1 to 951 and encodes 316 amino acids. The record is from RefSeq and is a predicted model, not a curated record. NCBI's taxonomy places the organism in Eukaryota, Oomycota, Peronosporomycetes, Peronosporales, Peronosporaceae.
AUGAGAAGCAUCGACCUCGAGGAUUGGGAAGACGACGAGCCGCCGAUGCUGGGCGAGGCCGACAAGCUGGAGACAGACAACCAAGCAGCUGAUCCCUCAACGCAACCGCAGGAAUCUAGCGUCAUGGAUGAGAUGCUGGCCGUCGCUCAGCGCGCCAAAGAGGACAAGCGCAAGCAGCAAGAAAGCGAGCGCAACCGCAAAUCUUUCGGCCAGGGGCUGAAGAAGGGCUUCUUCAACACAAAACCCAAGCCCACCAAAGUGAAGACGGCACAGCGUACAUCAGUUCUGGAGCCAACUCGGCAGCAAGCGCGAGACGAGCGCCUGUUGAUCGUCAAAGAGAAGCAAGAAGAAGCUACGGCGACCAGCCCAAUGUUCGUGUUCCCAGAAGUGCAGGAGGCCAUGAAGAGCAUGAACCAGCUAGACCCUAAAGCAUUGCAAAACCCGGCCUUCACGACGGCGAUAGCCGAGAUGCAGCAGGACCCUCAAGCUGCUGUGCUGAAAUACCAAAAGGAUCCAGCAGUGUCGACGAUGUUGCGGGACUUCAUGGAGUUUCUUGGGAACCAUUUUGAAGAGCUGGGCGCUUCGGAGGAGGCUGCUUCACCGCAAAGUUCAGCAACACAACACCAGCCAGCAGUCGGGAGAGACCUCCGUGUGUAUAACAGCAACCAGACGCCUCCAGCAGCUUCAACGCCCCCGGCCAUCGUCGACCUGGACGAGACGCGACGCCAGGUCAUUGCCGGAAUGCAGCGCACUCCCGAGGAAGAGGAGCAAGUGCAGCGCAUCUUGGAGAACCCGGAGCUGCUGGCGGCCCUCUCGGACGGGACCUUGAUGCAGCGUCUGCACGCGUGCCAGCAGUCGCCCAGCGAGUUGCAGCGCCUUGCGCAGGACCCCGGGCUGGGCCCCAAGCUGCGGCUGCUGGUGCAGCACAACAUGGUGCAGUUUGCCUCGUAGCUCAGCUGUUCCACUUCAAGUAAUACUUCAACUGCUUUGCAGCUGAGCGCGAUCCUGGGAGUAGAUAGCCAUCUAAACCGCAACAAAUUCAAAUUCAAAUACUUC